GCAGUACGAAGAUUUAAUAUUAAUUUAAUCGAAUCAAAAUGUGUAGUACUUCCAUUUGAGACUGAAUUUAUAUGCUAUCCCUUGAUUCACAGUGAAAUUCAGUGACUUUUUACAAUGCCGUACUCUAUAGUUCAUUUUGUUGAAACUGACGAGGUAGAAAUUAUCCCAAUCAAUUGGCUGUCAGCAAGUAAAAAUAAAUGUUGGUGGCCGCCGUACAAAUCUUCAGAACGCCAAUCGAAGGCCGUCAUGAAUGGGGACACGCCAAAUCAGCAAGUUUGGUUAUCGUUUGACGUAAAAGUUUUAGGCGGAGGCAAAAUAUUUGGUUCUUAUAAUCAAGCAAAAAAUAAUGUUGGAAAAGCAUUGGAAGAAACUGAUCCGGAAUUUGAGAGCGACUUGGAAGUAACUGGUCGAGGGCAACGACACAAGAAAACAUCUACCACCGCCCGGCGACUCCGAUAG
Folsomia candida is the source of this 459-nucleotide messenger RNA. RefSeq lists its product as uncharacterized. The transcript is spliced from 2 exons. The record is from RefSeq and is a predicted model, not a curated record. The coding region runs from base 115 to 459 and encodes 114 amino acids. Lineage: Eukaryota; Metazoa; Arthropoda; Collembola; Entomobryomorpha; Isotomidae.